This is a messenger RNA of Octopus sinensis (East Asian common octopus), 2130 nucleotides long. RefSeq names its product protein tumorous imaginal discs, mitochondrial. The transcript has 13 exons. Gene Ontology annotation, molecular function: heat shock protein binding; ATP binding. Gene Ontology annotation, cellular component: mitochondrion. NCBI's taxonomy places the organism in Eukaryota, Metazoa, Mollusca, Cephalopoda, Octopoda, Octopodidae. Bases 186 to 1712 code for a protein of 508 amino acids. Gene Ontology annotation, biological process: response to heat; mitochondrion organization; negative regulation of apoptotic process. The record is from RefSeq and is a predicted model, not a curated record.
UGCGAAGAGUAUAAAAGACUAAGUGAUGUUAUGAACGAGAGGUUAACUUAGUCCCUUAGACACCGACGAGUUACUUCCCUUGGCGAGCGUAACCUCCCUUCCUCCGUCUUACACUCUGUUAUCCACAACCACUCCCACUAUCAUCAUUACCAUCAUCAACAACAACAACAGUAGCGGUAGUAAAGAUGGCUUCUUACAGACAUGUAGCUGGACGUUGGUGUCUCAAACAUAUCUGUAAUAACAGUAGUAGUAAUAAUAUUUCCUUAAAACAACUUUGUCAAGUAGUAAUCAACCGUCAUUUACCGUCUGCUCGUCUUUCUAACUAUCAAUUUACAUCAAGUCGAUGGUUCACUACGCUAAAUGUAGCUCUCUACACAGAGGUCUCGUCACGGCAAGAAAAACUGAAGAAAUCUUUAAUACCAACGACACAUGUGCGACUUAUUCAUUCAAGCCAGACUCGCAACAAACAGGAUUAUUACAAUGUCUUAGGAGUUUCCAAAAAUGCUGACCAAAAGGAAAUAAAACAAGCUUAUUAUCGGUUGGCCAAGAAAUAUCAUCCAGAUGUCAACAAGAACGAUCCUACCGCUGCUAAGAAAUUUCAAGAAGUCUCCGAAGCCUAUGAGGUUAUCGGAGAUGUUGAAAAAAGGAAACAGUAUGACUUGUUUGGAAUGUCUGGACAGAGUGGUUUUGGUGGCAGUCAAAGAUCACAUGGAUUCGGUAGUACGCAAUCAGGUUUUGAGAAUUUCCAAAGUACAAUCAACCCUGAAGAACUGUUCAGAAAAAUAUUUGGUGAUGCUGGCUUUAAAAUGUCUGGCUUUGGUAAUUUUCAAGAUUUUGAAGAAUCAAAAUUCGGUUUUGCACCAGCUUCCGAGUUUUACAUGAAUAUAUCAUUUGAAGAGGCUGCACGCGGCAUCAACAAAGACAUCAGUGUCAAUGUGAAAGACUUAUGUCCAAAGUGUGGUGGUAAGAAGGCAGAACCUGGCACCAAACCUGUCAGGUGCCAUUUCUGUAACGGAACUGGAGUGGAAACGGUUAGCACUGGACCAUUUGUAAUGCAGACUACCUGUCGGAAGUGUCAUGGUACAAAGGUCCUUAUCAGCCAUCCUUGUACAGAAUGUGGGGGCAAAGGUCAGAUGAUUCUACGGAAAAAGCUCACAGUUCCUGUACCUGCGGGUGUGGAAGAUGGUCAAACGGUGCGGAUGUCAGUUGGGACUCAGGAAAUUUUCAUUACAUUUAAGGUUUCCAAAAGUAAACAGUUUUGGCGUGAUGGUGCUGAUAUUCACAGUAAUGUUCACAUCAGUUUAUCACAGGCAGUUCUAGGUGGUUCCAAGAAGAUCGCAGGAAUUUAUGAGAAACUCUCGCUGAAAAUCCCAGCAGGAACACAGUCGCAUGAUUAUAUUAGACUACCAAGGAAAGGAAUAUCAAGAGUGAACAGUUCAGGCUUUGGUGAUCAUAUUGUGCAUAUACAUAUUUCUAUACCUAAAUCGUUAACUCAAUCACAAAAGUCUCUCUUACUUGCCUACGCUGAAAAUGAAAAAGGUGUUGAUGGUACCAUUGAUGAAGUAGUGAAAACUACCUCUGAUAAGAAGGAAAACACAGAAAAUAUAUCAGGAAAGGGAUCAGCCCCUAAAUCUAGUCCCUCAUCUAAUGAUGACGAUCAUGAUCAUGAUAAUGGUUUUCUAGGCAAAUUGAAACGUAAAAUAUUUGGUUAACUAGAUGUUACCUAGCCUGACCUCCAAUACCCGGGGUCCCGAUCAAUGUACGACGACGAUGGUCUGGUUAGCCGCAUUAGAGAGGUUCUCAGCAACUCGCAUGAUGACGAUAGUGAACCUAUGAACAAGAAAGAUGCUGUAUGAAGAAGUGGAGGAAGAUAAUAAUGAAGAUAACUAUUAUUUAAAGACAAUAAUUUCAUUUUUUAAAUAAAAUAGAAAAAAAACAACCCAAAACAAACUCUCCAAAAUAUCUUGUGCCCUAUUAAUUAGUAUUUUGUCCGAGGCACCGAGAAGGAGGAGCAGUUGGUGGAGAUGGAGUCAAGCAAGAGAUGACAGUAAGGGAGCUGUACUAAUAUUGUUAUGUUAAUAAAACACCAGACAACAUUAAAAUGUCUUGUCUUGAAAGGUGAAAAUGUGA